Molecule: messenger RNA, 484 nt
Organism: Hordeum vulgare subsp. vulgare (domesticated barley)
Lineage: Eukaryota; Viridiplantae; Streptophyta; Magnoliopsida; Poales; Poaceae
Exons: 1
Coding region: 125-484 (119 amino acids)
Molecular function (GO): protein binding
Source: RefSeq, a predicted model, not a curated record
UAAUCGUAAACAGAGAGCACCACAGUCUCGAGUCUCGACCCGGCCCCACCCGUCGGAUUCCCCAGCACCCGCCGCAGCAGCUCCAAAAUUUCCUCAUCCGAAACCCUCGCCGCAUCCGCCCACCAUGCCGCCGCCGCCGCCAGCGCUGCCGGACGAGCUCCUCGAGGAGGUCUUCUUCCGCCUCCCGCCGGACGAGCCCGAGUACCUCCUGCGCGCCUCCCUCGUCAGCAAGGUCUGGCUCUCCCUCCUCUCCGACCCUGGCUUCCAUGCUCGCUAUCGCGACUUCCAUGGAGCUCCCCCCAUGCUCGGCUUCCUUUGUUCCUGGCUCCCCAACUCCGUCCACAAGGUGGAAGAUAACAUCCCGCACUUCUUCCCCACCACCAAAUUCCCUGCGCGCAUUCCCGACGACGACUGGGGGGGCUUCCACUACGCUGCGUGGGACUGCCGCCAUGGCCCCAUUCGCUCGUCGUUUGGGACCCCAUGA